Messenger RNA from Echinops telfairi (small Madagascar hedgehog), 434 nucleotides. RefSeq names its product S100 calcium binding protein A8 (gene S100A8). NCBI's taxonomy places the organism in Eukaryota, Metazoa, Chordata, Mammalia, Afrosoricida, Tenrecidae. The transcript has 3 exons. Gene Ontology annotation, molecular function: calcium ion binding. Gene Ontology annotation, cellular component: cytoplasm. The record is from RefSeq and is a predicted model, not a curated record. Gene Ontology annotation, biological process: neutrophil chemotaxis; response to lipopolysaccharide; neutrophil aggregation. Bases 90 to 359 code for a protein of 89 amino acids.
CUAUAAAAGAGAGCUGAUGCUCAAUGCUGAAUGUCUGCUGUCAAGUCUGCUUUGGAGAGAAGACGUGGUGAGGCAAAACCUUGGGCAUCAUGCUGACCGACCUGGAGAAGGCGCUAAACCAACUCAUUGGUGUCUACCACAAAUACUCCCUGUUGCAGGGGAACUAUCAUGCUCUCUACAGAAACGACAUGAAGAAACUCUUAGAGGUGGAGGGUCCCCGUUAUUUGAAGAUAAAGAGCGCAGACGCCUGGUUCAAAGAGUUGGAUAUCAACUGUGACAAUGCAAUAAACUUCCAGGAGUUUCUCAUCCUGGUGGUAAAGAUGGGUGUGAUAGCCCAUGAAGACAGCCACAAGGAGUAGCUGGGCUGGGGGGCCUGGGGCCUGGGCUCCCGGGACUUGUACCUGCAGAGUAAUAAAGUCAUUAAGAUCUUGAGC